GAGUAACCCUACUUGCCAACAACAACAACAUCUAUGAAAAAUAGAUCGAAAAAUCAGUGAGUGUUGAAAUACAGCAUCAUCCACACAUACUCGGUUGUGGUUGUGAAUCUAAUAGUUUUUAUAAAUAGUGAUACUUCAUCUUAGCAAUGGAAUGCAUGGUCUUAUGUACUAUUGUUACUUCAAUGAGACGUGAAAAAUAAGCAGACCAUAAAAAACAUGUCUUAUUUUAAUAUUAAGGAAACACCAAGUUCAGAGUCCAAACAAUGUGUUGUGGCUACUAAUAUACUAUUUUCCAAUAAACUUAUUGAUGAAAAUGAAAAACAAGAAAGUGAUACAUAUAAGCAUGUAGAGUCUGUUCAACAAGACCAAAAAGUCUUGGGCUGUUUACCAAAUGUCAACAUUAUUGAAAGGCAUUUAGAAUCUGAGGAGGACAUUUCUGACAAUAAUUGGGCAUGCAAGUUAAAAGCUACAUAUGAUGGAAAGCCUAGAACAACAUGUUAUGGAAAAGAUAACAGAACAAGUCCACUUCCUAACAAUUCAUCAUGCAAACCAACAAGCAUGUGUCACACAGUUCACUUGAGAAAUGAUGAUGUCACUGAUCAUGAAAAAGCUAACUACGCACUCCAUAAACAUACUGAAAAAGAUGACUUCUGCCAUGGAAAUGAUAAUGACUGCUUUGGUAAUGAAAAUUUUGAAAUGAAUUGUCAAAAGUUAAUAGAAAUGGACUCGGAUAAAGAAAGUUCUGAAAUUUACUUGGCAAAUGAACAUACUGAAACCAACAUGGCUUUUGAAUAUUGUGAAACUGAUUUGCCUUAUGAACAUAGUGAAAAUAACUUGGCAAAAGAACAUACUAAAACUAACUUGGCUAAAGAAUAUAGUGAAACUUAUAUGACUAAAGAACAUACUGAAAUUAACUUGUCUAAUGAACGAACUGAAACUAACGUUGCUAAAGAACAUUCUGAAUCUAACUUCGCUAAAGAACCUUCUGAAACUAACUUCACUAAAGAAAAUACUGAAACUUACUUGGCUUAUGAACAUACUGAAACUAACUCGGCUAAAGAACUAACUGAAACUGACUGGCUUAAUGAAGAUCCUGAAACUAACUGGCUUAAUGAAGAUAUUGAAACUAACUGGCUUAAUGAAGAUACUGAAACUGUCUGGGUUAAUGAGCAUCAUGAAAUUACUUUUGCUUGUGAACACAGUAAAACUAACUUGGCUUAUGAACAUACUGAAACUAACUUGGCAUAUGAACAUAAUGAAAGUAACAUGGCUAAAGUACAUAUAGAAACUAAUUUGGCUAAAGAACAUACUGAAACUAAAUUGGCCUAUGAAGAUUCUGACAUUGACCUUGCUAUUAAAUAUACCAAUAUUGAUUUUGGUAAUGAAAAAACAGAAAAUCACUUGGCUAAUGAAGUAAUAAAUGAACAUACUAAAAUUGGCUUGGCAAAUGUCCACAUUGAAACUUAUUCGGCUAAUAAACAUACUGAAGUCAAUUCCACAGGAAACAAAGCUAUUGAAACUGAUCACUUGGUUGUAGUUAAUGAAUGUAAAGUCGCUCAUUAUUCAGAUAAUAAAGCCUCUACUACCGAAAUCACUACUGCAAGAAACACUCUGAAUGAACUAACAGAGUCAGAAGAAUUAUGUGAGGAACCCUCCAAAACCAGACAUAGCAUAGAUUCUCAAAGUGAAACUUCAAAUGAUGUAAAUGUUGAUGCAGAAGGUCUAUGGGAGCAGUCAUUGAUAUCUGACUUCCAAAGCAUAAGAAAUGAUUUGGCACAAUAUGAGACACUAGAUAAAACUUCAAUUGAUAGAUGGCAAGUAAAAGUUAAUUCCUCUUCUAUGAAAACAAGUUCAACCAAAAGAACAAAGAUUUCUGAUAGCAAAUCCAAUCAUGAUCCUGGCGAGACUUUCCAUAGACCUUAUUCUUCAACCAGUACUUGGAAGCCAAGUGUAACAUCCACUGAUGAGUCAAAUAUCAAGUCAAGUGUUAUAUCCACUGAUGAUUCCAACAUCAAGCCAAGUGUAACAUCCACUGAUGAUUCCGACAUCAAGCCAAGUGUAACAUCCACUGAUGAUUCCAACAUCAAGCCAAGUGUAACAUCCACUGAUGAUUCCGACAUCAAGCCAAGUGUAACAUCCACUGAUGAUUCCAACAUCAAGCCAAGUGUAACAUCCACUGAUGAUUCCAACAUCAUAUCUCAGCUGAAAAUAAUCAGGAAUGAGUUGCUGCACAUUGGAACAGUGGAUGUUUUGGACCAUGAAGACCUUGGAUUACAGGCUCUGUUUCAAGAACAAUCCAUGAGAACAAAAGUUAAUGCAAAGAGCAAGUCCAGUAAAAAACGAAAAAAGCGACUCCAAAAGCUUGUAAAUCCACCGAAAAAUUGCAGUUCAGGCCUACGUCAUAAACGAUUUGCCACUUCUUUUGAGGAAUUACACCGCAGUGCACUGUUUCUGGAUAUUGACGUGGACACUAAGUUCACAUGCAGUGUGUGCCUGGAGCUCUAUUACAUUCCGACAGCGUGCAGACCUUGUGGUCACAUUUUUUGCGAUCCCUGUCUACGACGACUUACGGCACAGGGGGCAGAAAACGUGCCUUGCUCCCUGUGUCGAUCGAUUAUAGCAAGAUGUGAUGUUGAUACAGAAUUAGACGCACACUUAAUGAUGAACUAUCCGGAAAUCUAUUCACACAGAGCUAUGCAGGAACAGAUAUCCAAGUAUCGCCAUUACAAACUUCCCUUGACCAUACCAGUUCCUCUAGGCAGGAGGAUCAUCAGGCAGAUGAUUGGCAGUCGGAACAACCAGUCAGAUUGGAGCUGGAUGUCACAUGACUGGGUCAAAUUAGUAUUGGGCUGCACAGCGGGUCUGUGCCUAGCCCUGCUCAUUCUGGUGCUCUAUCGCGUUAGGACUGUGAAAGAUCUCAUGGAUGUGUUUAUUCUAUUUCUCUCCGUCGCCCUAGGGGGUUGUUUGACAGCUGUGAUAUUUAAACUUUUCAAAAUAUAAGCAAGAAAGUGUGAUCUUGCUAUUGCAUGGCGGCAAAGUCAAUUAAGUUUAUAUGUACAAUUGUUUGCUACAGAUGUGCAGUUCUCAGAAUUCCCAACUGCAGUCCAUACACAAUAUUUCAUAGAUGCUUACAUGUACAUUUCAUCAGUACUUAAUAGAAAAAAAGUUGUCAUUAAUUCACUUUUUGGAAGAAAAACAUUUAUAAAGCUUUUUGACUCGAUGUGGUUGGUGUGAAAGGUGUAAAUACUUUAAUAAAGGGCUUGAAGAACCUAGUGUGCUUAGACCAUGUCAGAUAGAUUUGUGCCGUGCUCUGUGGAAAGGGGGUUUAAUGUGUGUGCGUGAAGUGUCGUCCCAGAUUAACCUCUGCAGUCUGCACAGGCUAAUCAGGGACGACACUUUCUGCCUAAACUGGAUUUUUGCUAUGAAGGGACUUUCUUCAAAUGAAAAAUAUCAUAAAAGUGGAAAUUGUCGUCCCUGAUUAGCCUUUGCAGACUGCACAGGCUAAUCUGGGACGACACUACGCAUGUGCAUUAAACCCCCUUUUCACAGAGCAUGGCCCAUUUAAUUAUUUUGAUAUUUAUUAUACAUUACUGAGUACAAAAUUACGAUUUUGAAAGAAUACCAUGUAGAACAUCUGACUAGUUUAUGAUUGAAAUAUUACAAACUUGUGAUUGGUUUAAAUGCUUCUGACUAGUUUAUGAUUGAAAUGUUACCAACUUGUGAUUGGUUUAAAUGCUUCUGACUAGUUUAGGAUUGAAAUGUUACCAACUUGUGAAUGGUUUAAAUGCUACAGACUAGUUUUUGAUUGAAAUGUUAACAACUUGUGGUUGGUUUAAAUGCUUCUGACUAGUUUAUGAUUGAAAUGUUAACAACUUGUGAAUGGUUUAAAUGCUACUGACUAGUUUAUGAUUGAAAUAUUACAAACUUGUGAAUGGUUUAAAUGCUUCUGACUAGUUUAUGAUUGAAAUAUUACAAACUUGUGAAUGGUUUAAAUGCAUCUGACUAGUUUAUGAUUGAAAUAUUACAAACUUGUGAAUGGUUUAAAUGCUUCUGACUAGUUUAUGAUUGAAAUGUUACCAACUUAUGGUUGGUUUAAAUGCUUCUGACUAGUUUAUGAUUGAAAUGUUACCAACUUGUGGUUGGUUUAAAUGCUUCUGACUAGUUUUUGAUUGAAAUAUUACCAACUUGUGGUUGGUUUAAAUGCUUCUGACUAGUUUUUGAUUGAAAUGUUACCAACUUUUGAAUGGUUUAAAUGCUACUGACUAGUUUAUGAUUGAAAUGUUACAAACUUUGUGAUUGGUUUAAAUGCUUCUGACUAGUUUAUGAUUGAAAUGUUACCAACUUGUGAUUGGUUUAAAUGCUUCUGACUAGUUUAUGAUUGAAAUGUUACCAACUUGUGAAUGGUUUAAAUGCUUCUGACUAGUUUAGGGCUGAUUUAGUCUCCAGUGUUCAUAUUUUUGUGAAGAUAUAAUUUUGUUGAUUGUUUGCAAUAGAAUGCAUUUGUUUUGAUGGUUAUAUAUUUGUUUUAUUUGUUGUCAACUUUACAUGCUAUUUAUUAAGUCUGUAUAACUUAAAAAAGAUACAAGUAUUUAUUGAGUUGUAUAAAUUUUUACAAAUCACAUAUAGUAUAUUGAGAAAUAUUAAAUCAUACCAUUUUGGGUCAAAUUUCAACUUAUGGACCAGAAAAUAUGCAUCUUCAUAUUUAAAAAUAUUUAUUCAAUGAGGAUGUUCGAAUGGAUGUGAUCUAUACAGUAUUGAUUUACAUUGAUUCUAAAUUGUACACAUAUUAUACAAGCCCUAUUACAGGCUAUGCUAUGUUUGUCAUUCCAAUAUGGCGGCCAUUCAUGGCAGGGGAGUAGGGCUUUGUCUUAUCUAUUCUGGUGGGAAUUCCCACAUAGUUGAGCUGAAAAGAAAAAUAAGCCACGUAUUACAUGUAUAUUUAAAUUGUUUAAAGGAUAGUUUAAAAGACUCGGUCUGAACUUGUUUGCUAUGUAUAUAAUAUUUAAACUGGUUUGCGCAAAAAUACCAGUCAUUAGUAGGAAAAGAUUUUGUGUCAAUAUUUAA
Messenger RNA from Dreissena polymorpha, 5064 nucleotides. Its product is annotated as dentin sialophosphoprotein-like. Gene Ontology annotation, cellular component: endoplasmic reticulum membrane. The transcript has 6 exons. Bases 217 to 3000 code for a protein of 927 amino acids. The record is from RefSeq and is a predicted model, not a curated record. Lineage: Eukaryota; Metazoa; Mollusca; Bivalvia; Myida; Dreissenidae. Gene Ontology annotation, biological process: norepinephrine metabolic process; serotonin metabolic process; positive regulation of proteasomal ubiquitin-dependent protein catabolic process. Gene Ontology annotation, molecular function: ubiquitin protein ligase activity; ubiquitin conjugating enzyme binding.